This is a messenger RNA of Octopus sinensis (East Asian common octopus), 663 nucleotides long. Its product is annotated as general transcription factor II-I repeat domain-containing protein 2-like. The record is from RefSeq and is a predicted model, not a curated record. Bases 1 to 663 code for a protein of 220 amino acids. The transcript has a single exon. NCBI's taxonomy places the organism in Eukaryota, Metazoa, Mollusca, Cephalopoda, Octopoda, Octopodidae.
AUGGCUACUAAAAAGAGAAAGGUUGAUGAUGAAUGUCGCAUUUUCAAUAAAGAAUGGAGAGAAAAGUACUUCUUUGGGGAAACAAACGACCAGAAAGCUAGUUGCCUGAUAAGCAACGAAAGUGUUGCUGUUGUGAAAGAGUACAAUAUUCGUCAUCACUACGAAGCAAAACAUCUCUCGACACAUUCUAAAUAUUCUGGAAAAUUGCGGUCCGAGAAAUUUGAAUCUAUGAAACGUAGUUUGGAAUCUCAAAGGAAUUUCUUUACGAAAAAGUUUGUUGAAAAUGAAUCUAUCAUUCGUGUAAGGUGCAAAAUAGUGAACAAGUUGGCAGAGCGAGGAAAACCAUUUACUGACGGAAACUUUAUAAAAGAGUGCAUGAUGGAAGCAGUAAAUGACUUGUGUCCUGAAAAAGCUAACAUGUUUGGCUGUAUCAGCCUUUCAGCAAGUUCAGUUGUGCGGAGAAUAGAAAAACUUGGAGAGAAUACACAGUUACAGAUACACGAGAAAGCUAAGAAAUUUUUGUGGUAUUCUCUUGCAAUGGAUAAAUCUAGUGAUCUCUCUCGUGUGUCGCAACUUCUUGUGUUCAUUUGUGGUGUUAAAUGCAACUUUGAGAUUAUAGAAGAAAUGGCACCCGUUUGCAGUAUACAUGGAACAACAACUUAA